Cuscuta epithymum is the source of this 2251-nucleotide messenger RNA. Lineage: Eukaryota; Viridiplantae; Streptophyta; Magnoliopsida; Solanales; Convolvulaceae. The record is from the annotation of a GenBank genome assembly.
UGGCCUUUCAAUUUAAUGUGAAAAUGUGAAGGGCGCCCUGGAUUACUGUAGACAUCCAAAUUAUUUUGUUUGCAUAUUUUCCUUGGACUAUCAAUAUCAAUACGGAACCACAGAGUUGCAGAUUUGAACCUUUUGCUUUCCAUUUCUCUCCUCUCUCGCUGCAAUCACCUCCACCGUUUUUCCUCUCUCUAUCGAUACAGAUAGCAUUGUAUCAAUUCUUGUACACCUUCAAAAGCUUCUGAAUUGCCAUUGUUAGGGUUUACGGCUGAAAUCCGUCUACCAGAAAUUAGGCUAAUUUGAUUCUUUCACGAAAAGAGUUUAAUUAGCCUUCCAGCUUUUAUUUUGUUUUUAUUCUAUCUGUGGGAUAUAUAUAGAAUGCAACGCCACCAAAAUAUAUAGGACGCGGCUAUCAUACAUAUAUUUGGAUUAGUUCAAACAUUAUUAUUAGGUGAUGAUGAUGAUAGAAGGUUUGGGCUUUUGAGGGGCUUCUGAAAUUAUGUUGGGAGAAGGAAUGCUAUUAAAUAGGAGCCAGAACGGUGAUGAUUGGUUUUACAGUGCUGCAAAGUCUCGCAUGAGCCAAAGUCUCAGCGGUCGUCAGAAUCAUCAAGACGGAGAUCAUAGCAGGGGAGUCGAGAGCGACGUCACGGUAGGUGCUGUUUCCAUGCCCCAUGUCCGAGCAACAGCGGAUGAGCAGCCGACGGAGAAGAUGGCCAUAAAAGCCGAGCAAGCAAGCGAGGCGUCAUCUGUGUCCAAUAUCCGAAGUUUUUUGCAUUGCGUUACUCCUUCAGUCAAGGCGCGGUAUCUUUCCAAGACCACCUUGAGGAAUUGUAAGAUGCGUGAUGAAGGAUUUAAGCCAUAUUUUCUAUUAGGUGAUUUGUGGGAGGCUUUCAAAGAGUGGAGUGCAUAUGGUGCUGGAGUGCCUUUGAUAUUGAAUGAAAAUGAUAGUGUGGUUCAGUACUAUGUUCCCUACUUAUCUGGCAUACAAAUAUAUGCCGACCCUUCAAAGUCUUCAGAGAAAUUGAGGCAACCAGGAGAGGAUAGCGAUGUUGGCAAUUUUGGAGAUUCUAGUAGUAGUGGUGGAAGCAGUGAUUCUGAACAGGAUAGAAAUUGCCUAAAUCACUCAACCUGUGAAAACUUAUUUAGGAAUAGCAAGUCGCCAUUAGGAGAUGAAAAUACUAAUUUUCAAGAAGGGUUUUCCAGCGACGAGGGUGAAUCUGUGUGUUCUCAAUGUUACUUGGUGUUUGAAUAUUUUGAGAGGAGUCCUCCACAUGGUCGGGAACCUUUUGCAGAAAAGAUAUCAAACCUUGCUGUGUGCUUUCCUGAGCUGAAAACGCUUAGAAGUUGUGACAUACUUCCCUCAAGCUGGAUUUCUGUAGCCUGGUACCCAAUUUAUCGGAUACCAAUGGGACCUACUCUUAAACCCCUAGAUGCUUGUUUUCUUUCCUAUCAUUAUCUUCAUACAACUGGGACAGAAACAAAAGAUUCAGGUGCUGCAAGCGAGAUGGAUAGCAUCCUCAAUAUUCGCUUACCUGUUUUUGGCCUUGCUUCUUACAAGUUCAUAGCAUCGCAAUGGGUACCCGACCAUGAAGGCUGUGAAUAUGAGGUGGUCAACUCACUUCUGCAGGCUGCUGGGAACUGGCUGACAGCACUUCAGGCCAAUCACCCAGAUUUUAGCUUUUUCUGCCGAAAUUGGAGUUAAGUUGGUACCACUCCACAGUAAUCUGAAACAUGUAUUUGCUUGACCCUGCAGCUGAUCUGGUUUGGAAGGUGAGGGUGGUCUGGGUUUAUGCAUAAUGGUUCCAGACUGUUUAUAAUCAUAAGAGAAGAUGAAGAAAAAAACAAUUGUAGAAAAAACAUACUGCAAGGUAUGGGUAUGAUAAUAUGAGCAAGAGAGGUGCGACCACCCUUGUAGGGUGAGGAGGCGGUGAGCAGGACAUAGUAGUUUAAAAGAGCUGGCCUUUUUCUCCAGGCUGGAUAAAAUGUGGGACUGUAUGGUACGGAGUACUACAUAUUGCAACUUUGUGGGGGAGUUUUAGCAGAGUUUUUCAAGUCUGAAAUUGAGUUUCCCCUUUGUGUAACAUUGACGGAUUUCUUUAACACAUUAGCAUGUAGUAUUGUAGUGUUGUAGAAUGUCAAUUACUUUAUUUCUACGUAGUAGUAUUAUUUAACAGCACAUGUCGCCAUGUCGGGUUUCUUACUUUAUUAAUCUACAUGUAAUCAGUUUUGACUAAGUUUUAUGGGACGGAAGUAG